CCUGAGAGGUUGAACCGGGGCAGGGUGAAACAGACCCAGCAGGCUGUGCUUUUCAAAGACCCGAGGAGACUAUAAAAGUGGUUUCAUGCCCGCUGCAGUAAAAAGCUGGGCUCGAUGUGCGCACAGACAGACGGAGGUAGGCAGAGCAGAAAGGAGGACGACGCACACUUUAACACCCACACACGCGCAGUAUUCAAGGUUUAUUUUCAAAUGUCGGCUCUCCGUCAUCGGUAGAGACAAACGAGAAGCGGGGAGUUUACGGGGCGGCAUUUUUUUCUUUAGUUCACUUCAGAUUUUUUAGGUCAGAAUAUUUAACACAUUCACCAGUGUUGGACAUCGUUUUAGUUAGUCUGCAUAUUUGCAUGUGUGCUACUUCAGUGACUAUAGGAUGCGCGUCUUCUCCAGCCGAGCCGGAGCUGUUUGACACAUUUCUCCCACCGAGCUGGAGUCACUAACCGGUCUGUUUUCCUACCGGGGGAAGUUGGGCUCAGUUCUACUUUUCUGGCCGUGCUUUUGAUGCCACGGAAAUGGGACCGCGCCAACGGGAGAGCGUGUCCGCGCCUUGUAGUAAAAGUUUGCUCUGGACCGUGCUGAUCCUCUGGCUGACCACGUCUGUUGAGGGGACCUGGAAGACGGGACUUUACAAAACUUACUCCGGGUCGCACACAGCAGCCUCUCUCACCUCAGUCUCUCAGAAAAGGAACUGGUGUCCUCACACGGUCACUAAGACCGUGACUUGCCAGGUGCAGAAUGGGACAAUGCUGCAGCGGGUCUACCAGACGUGCCGCUGGCCGCAGGGAUGUACGGGAGGCAGCUACAGGACCGUGGUUAGACCUUCCUAUAAAGUGGUGUAUCGCACUGUGACCUCUCUGGAGUGGAAGUGCUGUGCAGGAUUCAGCGGCGCUGUCUGUGAAGAAGAUGAAAGGAACCAGCUUGCAGCUCAAGAGGCCGUCAGGAAACCAUCCACGCUACGCCGCCCGCCUGCACGCACAGGAGAGUCACUCUCCAAUUGUCUCAACUGCAGUCGAAUCACAGCUUUGACCGACAGGCUGAGCUCACUGGAGGCGAAGGUCCAGUUAUACACUGCCCCGGCAUCCAUAUCACAUCGCAACCUUCAGGGUAAAGGAGCAACUGCACCAGAGGCCUCAUUACUGAUGGGGGCUGUGCCCGCUCAGGGAGCUCCUGGUGAGCAGGGACCUGCAGGUCCUCAGGGUUCAAAUGGGAGAGAUGGGCUUCCUGGCAGAGAAGGGAAGCUAGGGUCUCGAGGGCUGCCAGGUCCCAGUGGGCCUCGGGGGGAGGCUGGGACAAGGGGCCCAUACGGAGCCCCUGGAUCGAAGGGAUCUUCAGGACCUGCAGGCCCCCGUGGUCCACCAGGACACCUAGGAGAGAGGGGUCUACCAGGCCUGCCUGGCCCUCCGGGGCCUCCAGCUCCGGCCAGUGCCCACAUCCCAGAACCAGACCACAGUCGUGGAAAAGACUUCUUCAGCAACACUUUCCAUGACUCACCAGGGUUGCCUGUUCCAGGACCUGAGGGUCCCCCCGGGCCUGUCGGUCCAUCAGGUCCCAGAGGCCCAUCAGGACCUCCAGGUCCAUCAGGACAGAAUGGGAAGUCUGGAGCCCCUGGAACGCAGGGCCCUGUGGGUCCAAAGGGAGAACGCGGGGAGAGAGGUCCUUUAGGUUACCAAGGAGAGAGGGGCUUCAGAGGCGAGUCGGGAACACCGGGUACCAAGGGAGAGCCAGGAGAGAAGGGCUUGCCGAGCAAUCUAAAUGGGGACGGCAUACAUCAGAUCAGAGAGGCGCUGAAGAUCUUAGCCGAGAGGGUUUUAAUCCUUGAGACUAUGAUCGGUAUUCAUGAGCCUGAUCUAGGGUCUGGGGACGGACCGUUUGACACAGCCUCCCCUAGUUUCUACAGAGAUAAGCGAGCAGGUGCGCUUCCAUAUCGACUUGCUUCUCCUCUGUCCACCAACACCAAGGUUCGAGGAAAGUAGCCCCCUCCUGCUCACCCUGAGGAUCACAGGCUGGGUUGACUCCCCCUCCUCUAGGUCUCAUCGACCAUCAUCAGAUUUAGACGGUAUCUGAUACCCUCUCUGGGCUUUACCGUCAGAUUUAGGAUGGGGGACACCUCAGGGAAACUCCACUGAUACUCCAAAAUGCCCUCCUCCAUCGGGACCCUGAGAACUAGUUUGACCCCCACCCAUCACCAUAACCAAACACUUAUCUUCACAUAACACACCCAACAGCUUUGUGCGUCUCGUUUCUUUGGCUACAGAAGUCGGGCCUCAGAGUGAAGAUGUUUAAUGUUUGAAAAAAGGAAAAUCUGAAUCUUCUGUGGUGCUCCUCGAGCUACAAACAGUUCCGGAUAAUAAGGGUCAUUUACAGUAAUCAAUGAAAGGAGAAAUCAGAUGUGAGAAAACAGACUGGAUUUGCAUUUUUAUUGCUUUCACAAUCUAACUGCAAUUUGAAGAGAUUCCACUAUUUAAGCAUAUUGAGCAUGUACAGUUUGCAGGACACAAGUACACAAACAAACCUCUUCUAGUAUUCAUUUUGUUAUAAUCAUAUUGUUUAACUCAAUGUUAUGUAGUGCACUAAAAGAUGAAGGCAUCUCUACUCUAGCUAAGAUAUGUGUUGCUAACAGUGAUUUGUAGUUUUCUGGUGUGCGUGUCCCCCCCCUUAAAGUACACACUGAUAAAGUGAUUUAAUAUACAAUAGUAUAUUUACAUUUAGUGUGUGUACUAAAAGCACACACAUUUGAGUUUGGUGACAAAACAGAUUAUGUCAUAUAUUAUGUUAUAUCAUCAUUUUAAACAUCUCUGGAAUUGGCUGUCCAUUUUAAGAUCUUUGAUGCAGAGGAAAUAGCAAAACUGUUAAUGGAACUUGAACAUAUUUUUACCACUGUUGACAGCUUAAACUGUCCUGAUGAAAAGACUUGAUUGUUUUUUCAUCUUAUAUCAAACUUAUUGUGAAACUAUUUAAAAUGAUCUUUGUAUCUUAUUUCGUAUGCUGUUGUGUAACCAUUUUAUAUUUCAUUCAACAUGUUUUUUCUUGCAAAUGUGUUAUUGUGUUGAGAUAAUCCUGUCUAGAUGAUUGAUGUAAUAAAAUAAUGUGCAUUGUUUUGUUUUUCUACA
This is a messenger RNA of Anarrhichthys ocellatus (wolf-eel), 3125 nucleotides long. RefSeq names its product EMI domain containing 1 (gene emid1). The coding region runs from base 528 to 1988 and encodes 486 amino acids. Gene Ontology annotation, molecular function: protein binding. The record is from RefSeq and is a predicted model, not a curated record. NCBI's taxonomy places the organism in Eukaryota, Metazoa, Chordata, Actinopteri, Perciformes, Anarhichadidae. The transcript is spliced from 17 exons.